Molecule: messenger RNA, 1260 nt
Organism: Blepharisma stoltei
Lineage: Eukaryota; Ciliophora; Heterotrichea; Heterotrichida; Blepharismidae
Source: the annotation of a GenBank genome assembly
AUGGGAAAUACUUUAAGUGAAGAGAGAAGACUUAAAGAGCGAGAAAGAAACCUGCAGCUUAGAGCAGUAAACCUAGAGGCCAGUCGAUUUGGAAAACUCAAACGAUACCUCUACCAAAUGCAAAACGACAAACAAAUUGACGACGUUUCAGACGAAGCAUGGAAUCUUCGAAUGAAUCAUUAUUUCCAAAACUCAAAAAAAUUCUACACCUCAAAUAAACUGAAAUCCUGUGUCUCUCAAAAAAAGCGCAGGUUCCAAAAUGAUUUUUUUGAUCUUGAUUUAGCUUAUAUAACGAAGCGAGUAAUUGCGAUGGGCUAUCCAUCAACAGGUCUUGAGUCUAUAUACAGGAAUUCCAGAGAAGAAGUGAUUAGUUUUCUUACCUCUUAUUAUCCAACACAUUAUAAGAUUUAUAAUUUAUGCCAAGAAAUUAAUCGGUAUUAUACCUUUGCUACUUUCCCAUCAGACAUGGUUGCUUAUUUUCCUAUGAAAGACCAUAACCCAACUGACUUGACGACAAUGCUGGAAUUUUGUAUUGAUGUAUAUUUGUAUCUUGCCCAGCACCCUGACAAUGUCGUUGCUGUCCAUUGUAAAGCUGGAAAAGGCAGGACUGGGCUUAUGAUAUGUGCUUAUUUGUUGUUUUUAGAAGCUUUUCCAACCCCCACUGAAGCAAUUGAUUUUUAUGGGAGAAGAAGAACUCAUAAUGGAAAAGGCUUAACAAUCCCAAGCCAAAUCAGAUAUGUCCAUUAUUUCAAUAAGUUCUUAAAAGACUGUUUCGUAGAUAAUUACUAUAAUAAAGUUCCGUCUAUAGUUAAAACUGCGAAUACUUUGAAGCGUGUCAAAGCCUUAAUUGCGAGGAAAAUUCAGAUAGUUGGGAUUAAUAUUGGGCCAGUUAAAAAAGUGCUAGAUGCCAAAAUUACAAUUUCUAGGCUAGAUGAUUCUGUUGUAUGGUCAGGGAAUAUUGAGCCGACAACAUUUAAUCUUGAUUCAUUGCAGUACUCUUUUCCUGAUGAUAUAGUUGGAGAUCAAGACUAUAAUUUUCAGUUUGAAUCCAAAAAAUUGAAAUUUUCAUGUUGGGUAAAUACAUAUUUUUUUAUUCCAAAAGAAAAUUUAUCUAGGUCAACACCUAGAUAUGAAAAAGAUAAGCCAGAAAUCGGAGCUGAGCUUUGCCCUAAAGAACUAGAUAAAUUUAAAGGCAAAUUUUCAGAUGAUUUUAGUAUUAUUAUAAUGGGGAUAGAUCUUAUUGAACCAAAAACAAAUUAA